This is a messenger RNA of Solenopsis invicta (red fire ant), 2968 nucleotides long. RefSeq lists its product as uncharacterized. The transcript is spliced from 4 exons. The record is from RefSeq and is a predicted model, not a curated record. Bases 264 to 1337 code for a protein of 357 amino acids. Lineage: Eukaryota; Metazoa; Arthropoda; Insecta; Hymenoptera; Formicidae.
ACCGCCGAACCGGUCGACGAUCCGGCACCCGCGAUACCGGCGCCGUGUCCAGAUUUAAGCUUCUUCUUUGCCGGGCAGGAUCUCCGAAGAUCUCCUCACUCGCGCGUUAAGUUAACUUUGCACCAUCCGUCACUCGCGCGGUCACAGCAACGCGAUAGAUCCUGAUCCGACUGCUGCUCGACCGAGGGAUCGAGCGCGAUCGUUCUUCGCCGUCAAGGAAACGGCCCUGUUGAGCGAACAGUAAUUUUUGGGAAACGCACACUAUGGCUGUGAAGGCCACGAUCCUGGUGUUGAUGGUCACCCUGGUGGUCGUCGCGUCCGCUGGAUUACUCGAGACCCUACUCUCGUUACUCUCGUGGGAUCUUCCGGAGGUCGAGGCGAGAUCGACCACGCCGCAGUCCAAGUGCCUGUGCCAGACGUCCGGCUGUCUCUGCUGCAUCGAUCUGAACUUGACGGCCACGAUUGAUCUAGGUGGGCCGGCAUGUGUCAACAUCAAGCAAAAGGAACAGAAUAUCUCAUUGAACUUGAGCUACGGCGACAAUCCACUUCACAAUGCUACAAUAAAGAUUGCAAACGCGGUCAACAAACCGACAUGCAUGAACCUGUUGUCAGAUCUGGCGCAGAUUUGUGCGCGAUUUACAUCGGUGAAACAAUCUGAUGUCGGUGGCUACGAUGGCUGCAUGGUAAUCGAGCCGGCUUUGUUGGGCGCGCCGCAAGCCACGUACCACAUAGGGUGCUUCAACUUUUAUCAGGGUGUUCGACAAGUAGAAGUCUCCGCCAUCACGGAGACGACGGAGCCCGCCAACAACGCAGACGAAGAGGAUGAUACCCUGAACACCGACGAACUGAUUGCCGCGGUGUCCGCCAGCGCCGAGCAGGGUAUCGCGUUGUUCACUCAAUGGCUGGGUCUCAACUUGAAUCCAAAGCUGAAUCUCACGAGCAAGGAGAACGGACAAUCAUCGGAGGACCAUCAUCAACAGCAAAUGACGAAUAAUGGAAGAACAUUGGAACCACCGACUGACGUGUCUUCAAGAUUUGCUCGCAACAUGGGUGAUAUCAUUCAGAACGAGAAGAGUGACGAGCGCUUCAAGCAGCUGUUGAGCGCCCAAGACAAUGUCCUGAAAGGUUCAGCGACUAUCGGGCAGUCCCAAGGCGCGGAGACCACGUUUGUUUAUUCCAGGCCAAGCGAUGUAAUGACCGAGAAAAACGCGACCGAAGAAACCAAGAGGAAGCUCGAAGCGGAGGCUGUGGUGCCGCUACAUCGAGUCGUGGUGCCGAAGGAAUCUAGAAGAGGGGGACGGGCGUACAACAUUCAUCAGCACGUCAACGAGAUCUGAGCUACGUCGUGUAGUCGGUGCUUCGUGCAGGAGACCGCUGCCGACUCCUUCCUUUAGAACUAGAGUGCCGCACGUAGACUACACUCAUACGUAUGCACGCGGAGCUGGGCGAUGGAGAGAAGAUUUCAUCGUUUCGUUCGAUCAUCUCACUCGUCAUAGGGUGACACAUAACUGCGGUAAUUCAAUCUUCGCGAUCAGUAAAGAUCGUGAUUCUCGAUAAUAUCACGGAGCUCUGACAAUGCUGUAAAUCAGUAUCAUUUCAAUUUACGGUAGCAAAAUAAGAUUAUAUCUUAGCAUCGUAAUUCAAUCUUUGAUAGCAUCUCCGUCUUUCGAUAGUAGCACAAUUACUGUCAUCAUAUCCAUAUCGUUUUUAUACUGCACUAUAGCACACGAGAAAUCAAAUUUUCUUAAUUUUAAUAUAAAGCUAUAUAAAGUUUAUUGAUAAUUGUUUGUUGAUAAUUUUAACAACUAUUUAUAGAAUGUGUGAAGAGAUAAUUUCCACAAGCUUUAUUUAUAGAUUACUAAACUAUAAAGUUUUGUUAUUAUAAUAAUCAGUUUGCUGCUCCCAAAAUGUCGAAUUUUAUUAUUUAUGAAAAAAGAUGGCUAACAUAGUGACACUAAAUUGUAAGUCAAGUAUACAAAAUAUACAAUAUACAUUGUAUAUUUCUUCAUUUUUCUUGGCUUAAAAUUAAUAUUUAUAAAUCAGUAAUCAUUUAUUAGUAUUUAACAAAAGUGCAUUCUAAGGUAAAAAUAUGAAAAAUCUAGAGAUUUAAGCUAUCAUAUUAAAUUUAAACUUUAAUAUUUUGCAAGCUACGCAAAGUAUUAUUUCAGUAAAUUUUGUAAAACGAUUCAUAGAACUUGAAGCUAUUCAGAGAGACACCGAUUUAAUAUUUUGGAAGUAAAAACCAAGAAUUCUACAUAACAAGGAAUUCACAGUGCAAAAACAUAUUAUAAACACUGUAUUAAUUCAAAUAAAAAAUAUUUUGAAUAAAUUUUAUAUAUACACACAUUAUCAAAAAUAAUGCAUCCUUCAUUUAUAAAAUCCGACAUUUUGACUACACAAACCCAAUAAUUUUAAUUAUCAACAAAAUAUACAUCGACAAGCGUUAUUCCGAUUUAUUUUAUAAUUAUUUAUACUCGCUCAGCUCCUCCAGUAUGAUCUCCCGCGAUUGUGAUCAAUGUUUACUCUCGAUUUCACUUCGAAAUCGUUCCUUCUUGCGCGACGAUGUACUAAUUCUUCGAUAAUUACUCACAAGAUUUUGACUAAACGUACGAUUGAUUUCUACGUUUUACUGGAAACUUAGUUGAUCAGUUGCUAACUAACUACAAGCGAUUUACUUACUUUAAAAUUAAAAUAAAGAUUCGACGACAAUUAGUUCUAAGAAAUCAGGAGUUGUUCAUCAACUAGCUUAGGCAUUUUCAUCGUGCGUAUUUUGCGUUUCUUAUUUUUCAAGCCCAUCGACACUAUAAUAAAUUCAGAGAAAAUACAACGACAGUUUGAUAUCAUCCGUGUACAUACAAAGGUACUAAAUAGUGAACGAAAUAGGCUAUACAACUGUCGUAAGGAUAUGCAAUUAUUCCGCAUGUGACAUGGAAAUAAUAAAUAAAAAAAUAAAAUAUUCAUCAUUCUU